This is a messenger RNA of Daucus carota subsp. sativus, 357 nucleotides long. RefSeq lists its product as uncharacterized. The record is from RefSeq and is a predicted model, not a curated record. Bases 1 to 357 code for a protein of 118 amino acids. Lineage: Eukaryota; Viridiplantae; Streptophyta; Magnoliopsida; Apiales; Apiaceae. The transcript has a single exon.
AUGGGAAGACAUCUUUUUCUUCAUAUUGUUGAUGCACUUUCAAAUCAUGAUCCAUACUUUCAACAAAGGGUUGAUGCAUUGGGAAGAAAAGGUCUUUCACCUAUACAAAAAUGCAAUGCCGUCAUGCGUAUGUUGGCGUAUGAAGUAUCUGCCAACGUUGUUCAUGACUAUGUGCGUAUUAGCGAGUCGACUGCGGUUGAAUGUUUGAAAAGAUUUGUCACAAAUGUUAUUGUGAUAUUUGAGGGUGAAUACUUACGAAAAUCAAACUCGAAUGAUAUACACCGUCUACUCGAAAUGGGAGAGGCUCGUGGUUUUCAGGGUAUUGAUUUUCCAAAAUGUGGAAAGGGAUGUUCAUGA